Molecule: messenger RNA, 4566 nt
Organism: Aricia agestis (brown argus)
Lineage: Eukaryota; Metazoa; Arthropoda; Insecta; Lepidoptera; Lycaenidae
Gene: bon
Product: E3 ubiquitin-protein ligase TRIM33
Exons: 14
Coding region: 346-3198 (950 amino acids)
Biological process (GO): positive regulation of DNA-templated transcription
Cellular component (GO): nucleoplasm; chromatin
Molecular function (GO): protein binding; ubiquitin-protein transferase activity; zinc ion binding
Source: RefSeq, a predicted model, not a curated record
ACAUCAUCUGUGGGCUGUAAUUUGGCUGAUUGUAAAUUGUAAUAAAAAAAUCAUAAAUUAUAAAAUGAAUGCUGUUCUGUUGAAGUGCUGUUGAAACUUGGAAUUUGGAAAUGAGUGCAAAGUUAUUUUGUAUUCCCCAAAUAGUAGCAUAUCUGACGAUAAUUUUUUUGCAGUUUAAUGUUUGCGAUUGCAAAAAAUGUUGUAGAUAACUUUCGCAGAGUAUGACGUGCACCAUCAAUUUUCACCGAGUGAAAGUUUUAAAACAAAUUGUCUUCUAAAUACAAUGGAACUGUUUUAACUAGUUUACAGUAGUGUUCGUUAAAUGUAUAUAUAAAUAUAUCGGAAAUGGAAAACGCAGGGUUUCCGUCUUCCGGCGACUGUGGGGAGGAAAUCGAGAGGGCUCUCAUGGAUCUAGGCCCCCUACUCGGUGUUUCCAUAAAAGAGGAAAUUAAUGAAGAACUAGGGGAUGGAUCGUCUAAUUCUGGUGUAAACGGUCGUGGUGCAGGCGACGGAGGGGCGGGCGACGGAGGGGCGGGAGCGGGGGCGGGCGGUGGCGACGCGGCGAAGGCGGAGGGCGAGGGCGCGGACUCGCUGGCGUCGCCUACCGCGCAGGCCGCCGUCUCCGCCGCCCGCUGCGUCUUCUGCCACGCGUUGCUGGCGCACACCGAGGGCACGCCCAAGCUCAUGGAGUGUCUACACUCCGCCUGUGACCAGUGUGUCAAGGCCAAAAUAGAAGAGAAACUCAGCACUAGUCGAGAUUUCCUCGGCGCGGGGCGCGUGACGGUGACGUGCGCGGAGUGCCGGCUGCAGUGCCAGCCAGCCAACAUGAUCGACCAGCGCUUCGUGCUGGAGAAGAUGGCGCUGGAGCAGGCCGGCGGCGCGGCCGGCGGUGCCGAGCAGCAGUGCAGCAGCUGCGGCGACACCGAGCCCGCCACCAGCUACUGCGUCGACUGCGCCGAGUUCAUCUGCGACAGCUGCGUCAGCGCUCAUCAGAGGCUGAAGAUCACGAAGGAGCACACGAUCAAGUCGCGAGCGGAGGCGCUGAGCGAGCUGCAGGCGGCGGCGGGCGCGGCGCGCGCCUCGCACGACAUGUUCUGCCGCGACCACCCGCAGGAGCGCCUCGCGCUGUUCUGCGAGACCUGCGACCGCCUUACCUGUCGCGACUGCCAGCUGCAGCACCACCGCGACCACAAGUACCAGUUCAGCACCGAAAUGGCGGCGCAGGCGCGGUCCUCCAUCGCGGCGUUGCUGGCGGAGGUGAGCUACAAGCGCGUGCUGUUGGGCUCGGCCAUGAAGGUCAUCCGGGACCGCCAGGCGCUCAUCGCCGACAAGAAGAAGGCGCUGGUGCACGAGAUCACGCAGACGGUGGUGAAGCUGACGAACGCGAUCAACACGCGCGGCAAGCAGCUGGUUCUGCGGCUGAACGAGGUGUGCGAUGGCAAGCAGCGCACGCUCGCCGAAAAGAAGGAGGCGCUGGAGCAGCUGGCCGCCAUCACCGACCACUGCGUCCGCUUUGUGGGCGCCGCGCUCGACCAGGGCAGCGACACCGCCGUGCUGUACAGCAAGCGGGCCGUCUGCGCGCAUCUGCAGCGCAUCAAGUCCCGCCGCGCCGACAUCCCCAACCCCGAGAUCCCCGUGCGCAUCUCCCUCGCGCUCGACAAGCUGCCGGACCUGCUGCGUGUGCUGUCCAGCAUCGGUGCCAUCGUGGUGGACGGCAAGGUGGACGGCGGCGCGGCCGGCAGCCCCGGCCCGCCGCCCGCCGCACCGCACGCCGCGCCGCACGCUCCGCCCACCGCGCACGCCGCGCCGCACGCCCAGCCCUACACCGCGCCGCACUCCGCCGUUGCCGCGCUGCAGCACGUCGCUAUGCAUCAGUCGUACGCGGCGGCGGCAUCGGCAGCGUCGGCGGCGGGCGGGUACCUGGCGCGGGGCGGGGCGCGCGCGAUCACGCCGCUGCGCCACCCCCACGUCACCUCCACCACGCACCCCCACCACCUGCACGGCAUGAACGAGCUGAACCUGCGCGGGUUGCUGAACGCGGGCGGGAGGGCGGCGCGGCCCCCCCACCCAGCGCACCCCGCACACGCCGCACACGCCUACCAGCACAUGAUGGGCGCGUACGCGAGCGGCUCGUACGGCGGCGGGGGCGUGUUCCCGGCGGGCGGCGGGGGCGGGGCGGUGAGCGGCGCGGGGGGCGGCGGCAGCGGGCGGCGCAGCGGCGGCCCGCGCACGCCCUCGCCCCACCACGCGCCGCCGCAGCCCGCCAAGUGGCACAUCCCGCAGCACGCGCUCGCCAACGGGGGAGCGGGCGAGGAGGGCGGCGGGGGAGGCGGGGAGGCGGGCGCGGAGUACAAGAUCACGCUCGGCCGGCCGCGCGCGCCGCCGCCCGCGCCCGUCGUCACCUCCACCAACCCCAAGACGCCCAGCCCCAGCCUCAACGGCGGCGCGAUGGAGCUGGACAAGGUGUGUGCGGAGUCGGUGCAGGACCUCAUGGCCACCAUCGCCAAGCUGGACUCUAAUGGCGUGCAGGUGGUGGCGGAGACGGCCCCGCCUCCCGCCGCCCCCGCGCCGCCGCCCCCUGCCUCACCCGCGCUCGUGCACUCCUCCACGGACGAGCGCCGCCCCGCCGACCCCAACGAGGACUGGUGCGCCGUCUGCAUGGACGGCGGCGAGCUCAUGUGCUGCGACCGCUGCCCCAAGGUCUUCCACCAGUACUGCCACAUUCCCACCAUCGAGAAGCUGCCCGACGAGUCGGAGUCGUGGCAGUGCCUGCUGUGCGUGAACUUCGCGGCGCUCCCGCCGGAGCCGGCGGCGGGCGGGGCGGCGGGCGGCGAGCUGGCAGGGCGCGCGCGGCGGCUCGUGGAGCGCGUCACGCUGGAGCUGUACUGCCAGUACGAGCUGUCGCUGCCGUUCCGCGAGCCCGCGCCGCCGCACCCGCGCGUCGCCCGCCCCAUGUGCCUGGACGCCGUGCGCGCGCGCCUGCAGCCCGCCGCCGACCACCGCUACACCUCGCCCGCGCAGUUCGUCGCCGACGUGCGCCUCAUCUUCCAGAACGCCUACGUCGCCAACCCGCCCGAGUCGCAGCUGUACAAGGACGCCAAGCGGCUGGAGGAGUUCUUUGACGCUCAGCUGGUCAAGUUGCUGCCGGAGUACGCGCAGUGGGGGGACCCGCCCAGCAAGCGGGCGCGGGUGGACUGACCCGCACCGCCCCUCGCCAGUCUCGCCCGCCUGCUGCCCUUCUGAGCGCUGUGGAUCGGCGGCCGGAUGUAGUUCGCCGCGAGUCACUAUGUUUUUGAGCGAGUUCGCCGUCUCACGACUCACGUGUAACGCACAAGCCCUAGGCCUAAAUAUAAUCAUAUGACAUAAAAAAACUACGAAGUAGUCGACAGUUGAACGUUUGCGCUCGACGCAAUCCUGGAUAUAGUGCCAAUCGUACGCGGACCUCAAAACCGUUUAUUUUAUAUUACAAAUUUUAUAUUUUUUAAGGUUCCAUUAGUACUACAAGCAAUAUAGAAGUAUAUUGUGUAAUUCUAUUACGUUUGAUCGACUGUCGGUCUGUCUUAGCGCGCUUAGCGUGGCCCUGAAUCACAAAUCUCAAAAGCUAUGCUUGGCCGGCAGGAAAGUUUUGUUAUUCUGUCCGACAUAAGUAACUCUUGUAAGAAUUCGAAAAAUACUUGUAACCUCAGGAGGUUAGAGAUUAGUACGUUCUGCAAAUGAAUAGCUCCGGAACCCGAACUUUGAUUACAUCCAAACGUGCUCUUAGUUAUUUAUUUAUACAUUGAAUACAAACGUAACACAACAUAUAGAUUAUAGACAGUAUUUUGUAUAGAUGUUAUCCGUUGUCUUGCGAUAAAUUGAGAAAACUUUUGAAAAAAAAAAAGAAAAUACAAUUAAAAUGUUUCCGUUUCAAAAUUAAUGAUAUUAUUAGUGUAAAACGUAGAUAUAAAUUUAAGCUACUCGCAUACUAUUUAAGUAGUUAUAUAAUUGAACAAUAAACAUUACUAGUGCGUGCGGCGGCGAGAGCGCGCUGCCUUCCCCGGGGGCCUCGCGGGCAACUAUUCUGUUAAGUACAGACGUACCUAGCCGUAGAGUGCGUAGACGGGGACCUUAGCUGAUUCUUCUGCAAAUAACUUGUCGGAGUCUUUGAGUAUGUACUUCUUAUCUUCGACAAAUUAUUUUAGUGUUUCCAGAGUGCCCAGAAUAAGUUUCUGAAAAAUUGCGAGGGUCCUCGCUCUGUGCCCUCUUUUGUGGUGAGUGGAGUGUGGACUCAAUCGACCCGACAGUACGAAGUCAUGUAAAAAGAUACAGCUGAGAAUGAAGCGCGCUCGCGCCUCUGCUCGAAUAGAAAAUAUCUAAUUUAUUUUAUUAUAAUAUUACCCUAAAACUAAAUAUUUUGCUAUUUAGGUGUAUAAUGAUCGAUGGAGCGUCCUAUUUAUGUAAGUUGUUAAAAAUUUUGUAGAAGCGAGUUAUAACUAUAGCGGGAUGUCGGUGUCGUGACGCAGGAUACGUCACGCGGAUCGUUAGGGCCAGGCCACACGGCGCGUUGCGUCAACGCAGUGCUGCCGU